CUAGAAGCAAUCAUCUUCACACAUGAUGGCUUUCAGCAGAAUUACAUUGGUUUUCGUGUUCUGUUUUGGAAAAUCGUUUGCAGAAUUCAAUUCGUCUAUCGAAUUGAAUGGAUUUGGCUAUGAAGUUACAUUGGCUGGUUUGGACUCCAUGAACUACAAUAUCCAAAUGGAUCAACUGAAAUCAAAGGAAUAUUUUGAAACGCUUCAGACGGAAAUUAAUGACAUUCGACGCACUAUUCAGAACACUGAAACGUUGGUGUUAUGGCUUUCGAGGGUUGUUUCAAAAUUGGAGUCAAAUGUAGAAACAAAUUUAGACCUAUUGGCAAUGAAUAUCACGAGAAUGCUGGUCAGUGCUGGUAAAAUCCAAAACACCCUACAAUUGCAGCCGAGUACGGAAACAAUGAAUGAUCUGGUGUUAAGAAUUGUUGCACAUAGCUUCCAGAACAAAGCUGGAGCAACCAGUAAAUUUGCCUUCACAAAUCUUCAACAAGUUCCUCAAACGUGCUCGGAUGUUACCUCUCGAAAGUCAGGUAUAUAUGAGCUCCGUCCACAACCUGGCUUCGAGAAAUCUUUUCAGGCGUAUUGCGAUCUAGAUUAUGAGGGUGGAAAUUGGACCGUGAUUCAGAAUCGAUACGAAGGCACAGUCGAUUUCUAUCGUGGCUGGCAGGAAUACGAGGAUGGUUUCGGUAGUUUGGAAGGAGAAUUUUGGCUGGGACUGAAGAAAAUUCAUGAACUGACCCAUGCAAAACCUCACGAGCUGCAUAUCGUUAUGGAAGAUUUCGAGGGCAUCACAGCUGUGGCCAAGUACAGUCAUUUUCAAGUGGGAGGUGCUGGUGAGAAAUAUGCGCUCAUAAAGUUGGGUGAUUUCAGCGGAGAAGCUGGGGAUUCGUUGAGUUCGGCACUCAACGCCAAAUUCACUACCUUGGAUGCGGAUCACGAUACUCACAAAGAUGGCAAUUGCGCUGUGUACUAUACUGGAGCUUGGUGGUAUCGUGCUUGCCACAAUAGUAAUCUCAACGGCCAGUACAUGAGAGGAAAAGUGGAUGUUCACGCUAAAAUGAUGUGUUGGAAAGCCUUCAGAGGACAUAAUUAUGGAUUGAAACGUUCUAGAAUGAUGAUUAGAGUUGUUUCAGUGUGAAGUGAUAAGGUCUAUCGUCUAAGCCAUUCCAAAUAAAGAAGAUAAAACAAAUCGAUAGCUCCGGUUUG
Molecule: messenger RNA, 1206 nt
Organism: Uranotaenia lowii
Lineage: Eukaryota; Metazoa; Arthropoda; Insecta; Diptera; Culicidae
Product: ficolin-1-like
Exons: 3
Coding region: 23-1138 (371 amino acids)
Source: RefSeq, a predicted model, not a curated record